GUAGCGAUGAAUCUUUGAUGGCAGAGGAAGGGUCACUUCCUGCUCCUGGAUCUAAAGAAAAAGCUCCUUUAAGGGGCCACAAAGGGCCCCCAGCUCCACAAAGGGCCCCCAGCUGCCGCCAUCUUUAAAUGCUCCCUUUCAAAGCGUCACAUUGAGUGGCGGGAAAUGUUUGGGAGGGUUUAUUUUCUCCUGGGGAACAGUUAGCUGAGGCAGCUAGCGUCAGCAGGCCGCCAUGUUGCUCCUCCUCCUCCUCCUCCUCCUCUCCAGCAGCGGCUCCUCUCUCUGAACGCUGGCCGAACCUAUGAGCUCCGUGGCGGGAUCCCCUCACUGUGAGCUCCGGGGGCCGCAGGGCUCCGGCAGCCCGCAAAGGAAGCGGCUCCAGCGGCUGAUCAGCGUCUCCGGCUGCGGGCCGAACAGGAGCAACGACCUGCUGCUGCUGCCGGCAGAGGAGGCUGCAGGGAGCGGAGAGGAGCGGAGCCUCAGCAGGCACCUGGUAUUCUUCCAUGGAGACAUCCAGAACUUCCAGGAGGAGAUGCUCCUGCAGCCUGAGGCGGCCCAGUGGCUCCCCUGGAGCCUGGAGCAGGUGGCCCUCAUCCUGGCCCGCCGCUUCCCCCACAGGAACAUCUGGGUGGUGAGGGCCUCCCGCAUGUACCUGCACAAGUUCAGCUGCUACCAGAACUUUGUGGAGAGCAGCCCGUUCGGGGCCCCGGAGCACUCGGCCCACGGUGGAGCUCUGCUCCAACUCAGAACCCUGCUGACCAACGCCAUGGAGCGAGCCAAGCUCCCAGAGCCGCUCCGGCCCGCCGGCGGCGCCGACAGCAUCCCCCCCGGGUUCUCCCUCAUCCUGGUGGGCUUCAGCAAAGGCUGCGUGGUUCUGAACCAGGUGGCGUACGAGCUGGCGGCGGCCCGGGCCGACCCCAAGAUGUCCGCCUUCGUGGAUCGGAUCUCGGACAUGUUCUGGCUGGACGGAGGACAUCCGGGCGGCAGCGAGACCUGGGUGACGGACCGGAAGGUUCUGAUGGAGCUGGCUGCCUGCGGCGUCUCCAUCCACGCCCACGUGACCCCCUAUGAGGUUCUGGACCCCAUGCGGGCCUGGGUGGGCCGCGAGUACCGACACUUCAUCCGCACCCUGGAGGAGCUGGGGGCGUGUCCUAGCAACAAGCUGCACUUUGAGGAGGAGCCGCCGUCCAUCGAGAACCACUUCAGGGUUCUCCUGGAGUUCUGAGUCAGAGGAGGCCGCCGCCGCUCUCUGCUCCUUUAGAUGCUGCUUCUGGUGAGAUGGUCUCCAAGCUCCCACGUCAUCUGAUGACGGGACCUGAAGGCCCAUCAUCAUCAGCCUCUCUUUUGCACUGGUGGGACGUGUCCAAGCGUGGUGGACUAUGGACUAGUAGCUGACGAGUCUCUGAGCGUAUUUGCAUUCUGACUCUGCAUCCUCUGAUGCUCCUGCAGACGCUGCUCCUCCUCCUGAGAUGUUUUCUGUUUGUCCAAAGAAAUGUUGAGCUAAAAGCUCCCAUUGGACGUCUGAGA
Messenger RNA from Cyprinodon variegatus (sheepshead minnow), 1527 nucleotides. It is a transcript of the gene cunh2orf69, whose product is annotated as chromosome unknown open reading frame, human C2orf69. The transcript is spliced from 3 exons. The record is from RefSeq and is a predicted model, not a curated record. Gene Ontology annotation, cellular component: mitochondrion. Lineage: Eukaryota; Metazoa; Chordata; Actinopteri; Cyprinodontiformes; Cyprinodontidae. The coding region runs from base 302 to 1225 and encodes 307 amino acids.